AUGCCACCCCCAGAGAAUAACCCGCCCGAUUUCGAUUUCGGCGGAAGAUCAUAUGUUCUGGUCUCUCAUCGUCAUUCCAUUUCGUAUAGUUCACCACAGGUGCGCCUGGGAAUCGAUGUGAACCGUGAGUCUGCGGGACUCGCCAGCAUUGGAGUCGUGGGCGAAGACCUGCGUUCCGAACAGGAUCUGGCCGAUGAGUAUGUACUGGAAUAUCCUUCUAUUCCCAUCGACAGCCACACACAAAGCGUUCCUAUGGCGAUUGGAGGCGAUGCCAGUGGCUCGAGCUUUUCUGGAACAACCCCUUUGAUCCGCGUUCUGAAUCAAGACCUGUCGUCGACGGAUUUGGAAGCUAACUACGGAACCUCAGAUUCCUCCAAACCUAGCCAAAGUUACAGUAGCAGUCAGGAUAAAUGGCAGGCUCCGAAGAGUGAAAACCAGAACCUUUUUGUUCGUGCUGCUUCGUACUUACCGGCGGUGUUUUUGGGAACGUUGUUGAACGUGCUCGAUGCAUUAUCUUAUGGUAUGAUCAUGUUCCCCAUUGGAGAAGCCAUUUUCGCUCAAAUGGCCCCGGCAGGUCUUUCGAUGUUCUACAUCUCUACAGUGGUAUCGCAGUUGGUCUAUUCGUGUGGUGGAAGUGCCUUUAAGGCCGGUAUUGGUUCCGAGAUGAUCGAGGUCACUCCCUUUUUCCAUUCCAUGGCCUUAAACAUCAGUGCGAACAUGGCGGGCCAAUCCCAGGAGGCUGUUCUUGCCACUGUCAUAGUCACUUACUGUCUCUCAUCCAUCGUCACCGGUAUAAUUUUCUUCCUCUUAGGUAAAUUGAAGCUCGGUUCCUUGGUGGGUUUCUUCCCAAGACACAUUUUGGUCGGAUGUAUUGGAGGUGUUGGAUAUUUCUUGGUCAUUACUGGUCUUGAGGUCUCGUCUCGUCUCGAAGGUGGAAUUCUCUACAAUUGGGCAACCCUCUCAUUUUUGUUUGGAGACUACAUCACUCUCCUUCAAUGGGUCAUUCCUUUGGCGCUCACCGUUGUCUUAAUUGCUUUGCACCAACGUAUUCACCACUCCUUGUUGGUGCCCACAUUCUUCAUCGGUGUCUUCAUUGCCUUCCACAUUCUUGUCGCUGUGAACCCUCACUGGAACUUGGAGAAGGCUAGAGACUAUGGUUGGGUGUUCCCAGCUGUUGAAAACAAAGAACCAUGGUACGCACACUAUAAACUUUUCCGCUUCAACUUGGUGGACUGGUUAUCUAUCGCAAGAGAGUUUCCUUCUAUGUUGGCUUUGACUUUCUUUGGUAUUUUGCAUGUCCCUAUCAACGUUCCAGCUUUGGCUGUCAGCGUUGGUAUGGAUCAGUGUGACGUCGACAGAGAGUUGGUAGCACAUGGUUACUCUAAUGCUCUUUCUGGUAUGAUUGGUUCUAUUCAAAACUACUUGGUGUACACAAACUCUGUUCUUUUCAUCAGAGCUGGUGCCGACGACAGAUUGGCCGGUAUUUUGUUGGCUAUCGCUACUGCCGGUGUUAUGGUUUCAGGUCCUGUUGUCAUUGGCUAUAUUCCCGUCUGUGUUGUUGGUUCUCUUAUCUUUUUGCUUGGGUAUGAGUUGCUUAAGGAGGCCGUAUAUGACACCUGGGGAAAGCUCCGCAAAAUUGAAUAUUCCACAAUUAUUAUUAUCGUGGUAGUCAUGGGAGCUUGGGACUUUGUCUACGGUGUGUUGGCUGGUAUCCUUCUUGCUUGUUUGUCUUUUGUUGUGGAGGCUGCAAGAAGACCCGUCGUUCGUGGUAUUUACACCGGUGUGGUUGCUCGUUCUACUGUCUUGAGACAUCCUAAACAACAAGAAUUUUUGAAGGAUGUCGGUAACCAGAUUUGUGUCAUCAAGCUUCAAGGUACGGUCUUCUUCGGCUCUAUUGGAAAUGUCGAGAAGCCAAUCAGAGAGAUUUUCGAGAAGACAAGAUUCGACAAGAAUCCAAUUAAGUAUCUUCUCAUUGAUAUGAACGGUGUCGUUUCAAUUGAUUUCUCCGCCGCUGAAGGAUUCCGUAGAAUCCUCAAUUUGACCAAUGAGUUCGGCACUCAGUUGGUGAUUUCCUCUGUUUCUGAAGAAGAUGACAUUGUGAUUGCUUUGAGAGACGCAGGAUUGUGGGAUGUUCCUUGUGAUCACGACAUUCAGCUUUUCAACACAUUGGACUAUGCUCUCGAGUGGUGUGAGAACUCGUUUUUGAAAACGUACAACAAGUUGCAAAAGAAUGUUCCACAAAUCACCAACAUGAGCACCCGCAACUCUAUUUCGAAAUUUGGCUCCAGUCCUUCCAGAUCAACCCCAACGCCAGGCUUUGAUGUCGCCUUUGGAACACCAAGAACUACUCAGGUGUACCAGGCCGCCAGCAAAACAGUGCGCGAUGAGCAAAAAAUGAACAAAAAAUACUUUUCUGAUUCGGACAAGUCUUUUAAGGCUGAGCCCUUACCAUUGAUCUUGAUCACGUUCUCAGGAUUGUCCGACAAGGACGAUCAGUUCUGGGCCAAAUUGGCGCCAUUAUUUGUGAGAGAGAGAAUCCCAGCCGGCGUCACUUUCUACGACACAAGCAUUCACACACCUUCAUUCUUCAUAUUGGAAUCUGGUUUAGUCAAAUAUUCCAGUGUGUUUGAGACCGACAACAGAGAGAUCCUGUCGUCAAUCUUGCCUCGUACUGCUUUUGGUGAUUUACUCGAGUUAAGUGAGUACCGCAGAGUAACUUUCACGACUGUAAACGAUACUACACUCUGGAGACUCAGAGAGGCAAAGCUUAAGACGUUGGUGAACUCUGCAGAAGGACAGUUGAUCUACAACGAGAUGUUAAUUGUGCAAACCAAAUUGAUCAAGGAACGUUUCGACUCGCUUACUGCCAACUUGGUGAUCACCGCAUAA
Molecule: messenger RNA, 2889 nt
Organism: Australozyma saopauloensis
Lineage: Eukaryota; Fungi; Ascomycota; Pichiomycetes; Serinales; Metschnikowiaceae
Exons: 1
Coding region: 1-2889 (962 amino acids)
Cellular component (GO): membrane
Source: RefSeq, a predicted model, not a curated record